AUGCGAGGGUUGGAGCGUGGUCCGCACACGUUCCUGGAGCUACACAAGCUCCAAGCGCUAAUUCCCCAGAGCAGGCGAAGCGCAGCGGAGAGGCUACAAGAACAUCGCGAAAGACAGGCGCUAAGAGAGCGCUACGAAGAGCCAUCAGACGAGCGACAAAUUCAGCAUCCGGUACUACGCUAUACAGAGGCAGGGAACACUCUCUUCGACAGUUGGGCGCGCACCCUGGCACGCAGCGCAGCGCCGGAGCCAGCAGUCCGGUAUGUGCUCAGCAACAUACGACAUCUUCAUGACUUGGCUAUCUACCGAAAUGGGCGUCAGCAGACGCAUGCGGAUCUGAUCUGCCUGUAUCAAUGGGCAUGGGACAACGAUUCGGCCAAGAACCGGCUGGAGUUGCGCCGCCGAGUCUGGCAGCGCCUGGAUGGACUACUCAGGAGACGCAGGGCCUCUGCAGAAGUUCGCUUCGAGAGGCCUUGCGUACCGGCCUCGACGAUGACGGCGGAACAACUGACUGCCACGCUCUAUCGUAAAGAACGCCGCAAGCAAAUAGUCACUGAUGCACUUGAGGGCGCAGAGAGAGCUGCAGAGGCCGGUGACAUGCACGCGCUCUACCAAAGUGUGCGCCAGCUGGCGCCCGCAGCUCCAAAGGAGCGCAUCCAGAUCCGCGAUGCUGAGGCAGUUCCAGUCGGAAAGGUGCCACCAGAAGUCUGGAAGCAAUGCAGCGCAGACCUGCUACCGCACAUCAAGCACCUUUUCGAUCAUCACCUCCGCCCAGGGCUCCUGGACCUGCCGUGCAGCUGGAAAGACGGCAACAAGCGUGAAGUGCACGAGCGCAGAGCCGGAGUGCCCAGCGUCAAGGCACUAGGGGCAGCCAUGUUAAGCAUCGACAUGUCCAAAGCGUUCGACCAAGUUUCUCAUGAGUAUUUAGCUAAGGCGCUUUGCUUCCUGGAAGUUUCAGAGGACACUAUCAGCCUAAUACUUGAGCUCCACAGGGCCCAAUACCACGUAAAGCAUAAUCGGCAGGAGGGAUGCAUUGACCUUUGCAACGGCAUACGUCAAGGAUGUGUCCUCUCGCCUCUGCUCUGGGUCUGUGUAACCACGUACAUGCUGCACAACCUCGCAGAGCGCUCCUCAGCGCAGUGGACAGAAGAGGACGUCACAGCCUUCGCUGACGACUUCAUUAGCACCUUUCAGCUCCACAGCAUACGGGAUGCCACCAGAAUGCUUCAGCGUAUCCAACAUUUAUUCGCUGUACUAGAGGAGGUGGAUGUUACCCAGGCCAAAACGCUGAGCACGCCUGGCAGACCAAUCUCCUUAGAGCCUUCCAUGAAGCUGAGAGCGCGGAAUCCGGAAGCUGCCCUACAUGUCGGCAGCGGCGGCGGAGAUUCUCAACACCUUCUAGCCGCACAGGCGCGAGCAGCGCCGGAAGCCCCAGCGGCUUCGGACAAGAAGCUGAGCCGAGAUCCGGGGGACCCGGAUCGUGCCCAGAAGUACCGGCGCCCGAGCUACAAGGGGGGCAACCAAGGCAAAGGACGGUCCUGGAGCUCUUGGGAAACGCAGUGGGGAAGCAGCAGCUGGGACAACAAGAAUGCCAGCCUCAGCCAGACCGUCAACGGCGAGGAACUCCGCGAGCUAGUGGCCACGCUGGUCCGCCUGACGUUGCGCCACGAGGACACAGAGGCUGCGAUUCGCAGCGACUCCGGCUUCAUGCUGUAUCUGGAUACUCAGGGCUUUGGGAUGACGCGCGAGCUGUACACCAUAAGCCAGGAGUGGAAAGAAAAGAAGAACGCCACGCCACCCCAGGUGACCCAAUCACUUCGAGUGACUUUGCUGACAGCACUGCUGGCCAGCAUGAAGAUCAAGAUGGCGGCUGCUCUCCAGCCCGAGCGUCGCAGCACGCUGGAGAAGCAUGGAUGGGUCACUCCGGGGGACCCGCCCAGCUGGGCCUACCUGCGUUGGAACCCGACAACCGAGCAGCAGGAGAUCGAUCCGAGCAGACCUCCCCUCUUGCACCAAGACGCCGUGACUACGAUCAACGCGAUCUUCGGGAUCAUCCCCCAGGACAACGUCCUGCACAAGUUCCACGGCACGCGCCCCAUGGCGGAGAACUACCAGGGCGACACCCUUCCCUUCGUCCUCAUGAUCUCCAACAGGGGCCAGCGGGCGGACGAGCUGCACCAGCACUUGACUCGUCUCUGCGACAACUCUUGCAUGAGACUGGUUGGAGCCCGAUUGCGCGCGGACCGCAUGAAGCGCCAGCCGUUGGCAGUGCGCCUUUCGCAGCUCGCAGGUCCCCUCCUCGAUGCCACGCACCCGAUGAAGAAGGAGCGCGACACCGAGUGGAGCGCGAUGGAGAAGGAGGCCAGCAAGGACAAGCACACGGACGCCGACAUGGGCCCAGGAACGGCGCAAGCGGAAGACCCGAACCUGUAA
This is a messenger RNA of Symbiodinium sp. CCMP2592, 2433 nucleotides long. NCBI's taxonomy places the organism in Eukaryota, Dinophyceae, Suessiales, Symbiodiniaceae. The record is from the annotation of a GenBank genome assembly.